This is a messenger RNA of Peronospora matthiolae, 3024 nucleotides long. Lineage: Eukaryota; Oomycota; Peronosporomycetes; Peronosporales; Peronosporaceae. The record is from the annotation of a GenBank genome assembly.
AUGAACGAGUCGUCUCUAUACGACGAGUUCGGGAACUACAUUGGACCGGAGCUUCCAAGCAGCGAUGAAGAGUCUUCUUCUGCUUCUGAGAGUGACAAGGAUGUCUCAUCUGACUAUGGAAGUGACGCUGACGGUCCUGCGCGAGCAGUAUCGUCACUGACGCUCGAGACCACUCCUGCAGAUGAUAAUCGUAACCGGGGUACUAUUAUCCACGACGAGCAGGCAAUUAUCCUACAUGAAGAUAAACAGUAUUAUCCAGAUGCGCGCCAAGUGUAUGGCAACGAAACCGAGCUUUUGGUUAUGGAAGAAGACGCGCAGACGAUUGAGACGCCGCUCGUUGAACCGGUCAAGAUAAAAUCCUAUUCCAAGCACAUGGAUAAAAUCCCACGCACGACGUAUUCGACGGCAUUUCUCACAAGUCUCAUGGACUCGCCGUCGCUGCUGCGACAUGUGGCGAUUGUUGGGAAUUUGCACCACGGGAAGACGCUUUUUGUGGAUUUACUCGUGCAACAAACACUUGUAGAGCAAUGGAUAAAAGCCGAUACCGAAGCCGAGACGCUGGACAAGCGCUUCACCGACACGAGACACGACGAACAGCAGCGUCGCGUCAGUAUCAAGAGCACGCCCCUGUCGCUCGUGCUGCCGACGUCUCGAGGAAAACAUUAUCUGCUGAACGUCUUGGACUGCCCUGGCCACGUGAAUUUCUCUGACGAGACAACCGCCGCGCUGCAGAUUGCGGACGGAGCUGUGCUGGUCGUGGACGCUAUUGAAGGCGUGAUGAUGAAUACGGAACGGGUGGUCCGAGCAGCGUUGCGAGCUCAUGUGGCGAUCGUGUUGGUGCUGAACAAGGUGGACCGGUUGAUUAUUGAGCUCAAGUUGCCACCGGCUGAUGCGUACUUUAAAUUGCUGCACACAAUUGGCGAAGUGAAUGCGAUUAUUGACACACACACGCCAGCGGACCAGAAAAAGCAGCGGCUGUCACCGGAACUGGGCAACGUGUGCUUUGCCUCAGGGCAGCACGGAUGGUGCUUUACACUUGAGUCAUUUGCACAGAUUUAUGCCGAGACGUACCCUGGUGUUCCGUCAGCGACCUUGGCAGCGCGGUUUUGGGGAGACAAGUACUACAAUCCGCAGACGAGGACGUUCACGAAGAAGUCGCCAUAUCCGGGUGCGUUGAGGUCGUUCAUCCAGUUUGUCCUGGAGCCACUGUACAAAAUGUACUCGAAAGUGCUCAACGGUGAUCCGAAAGAGCUCUCGGCAUCGCUACGGGCCAUGGGAAUACGUUUAAGAAAAGAAGAGCUAAAUCUGAACCCGCGGCCGCUGCUCAAACUUGUCCUUGGCAGCUUUUUUGGGAACGUGACGUGUGGUUUCGUGGAUAUGGUCGUGGCUCACGUUCCUUCACCGCUUGCGACAGCAAAGACCAAACUCGCAAACGUUUACACAGGAAAUCAGUCUUCUGAAUUGAGUAUCGUGCGAGGUAUCCAGUCUUGCGACCCGAAGGCGCCUUUGAUGAUCAAUAUCGUGAAACUGUACUCAUCACCAGAUGGCACGACGUUCAGUGCUUUUGGCCGCGUGUACUCUGGCGAGGCUCGCGAAAACAAGGAUGUUAAGAUCCUGGGCGAAGCGUAUAGUGCUGAAGAUGACGAGGACAUGUGCACGCGGACUAUUGGAAGCGUUUGUGUCGCCCAGGGACGAUACAAUAUCAAAGUGAACCGCAUUCCAGCGGGCAACUGGGUGUUACUUGAAGGCGUGGACGCGUCGAUUACAAAAAGUGCUACCAUCACUGAUGCCGACUACAACCUGCUACAGGAUGAGGAAAUCGGCAUUUUUCGACCUAUUCACAUGUCUUAUGGCACGACUGCUGUAAUGAAGCUUGCCGUUGAGCCGCUGAACCCAGCUGAACUACCUAAAAUGCUGGAGGGACUGCGGAAGAUUAGUAAGAGUUAUCCACUCGUUCGCACGAAAGUGGAGGAGAGUGGUGAACACGUGAUUCUGUGCACGGGCGAGCUGGCCGCCGACUGCAUCUUGCACGACCUGCGGCGAAUGUAUGCAGAGAUAGAAAUCAAGGUUGCAGAUCCCGUUGUCGCUUUCUGUGAGACUGUCGCUGAGACGUCUUCGGUGCAGUGCUUUGCCGAGACCCCGAACCAGAAGAACAAGAUUACCAUGAUCUCUGAGCCACUGGACGCAGGUCUUUCGCAAGAUAUUGAGUUGGGUGCCAUUAAGCUCGACAUGAGCAAGAAGGAUGUGGCUAGUUUCUUCCAGACCAAGUACACUUGGGAUGCUCUCGCUGCUCGGUCCGUGUGGGCAUUUGGACCCAGUAGUAAUGGGCCGAACGUUUUGCUGGACGAUACGCUCCCUACGGAAGUGGACAAGUCGUCACUGAAUAUGGUCAAGGACAGCAUCGUGCAGGGAUUCCAAUGGAGUUGUCGUGAAGGACCACUUUGUGACGAGCCAAUUCGCAACACGAAGUUCAAGAUUCUUGACGCUACAAUCGCUUCAGAGCCGAUUCACCGCGGUGGUGGUCAAAUCAUUCCAACUGCGCGCCGUGUUGCCUACUCGGCAUUCCUCACCGCUACACCGCGAAUGCUGGAGCCCAUUUACUCGUUGGAAAUCCAGUGCCCAGCCGAUACCGUGUCUUCUCUGUACCAAGUGUUGAGUCGUCGUCGUGGCCACAUCACACAUGACGCUCCUAAGGCUGGUUCUCCGCUGUACACCGUGCUGGGUUACGUCCCAGUGAUUGAGUCCUUUGGACUGGAGACGGACCUGCGCGUGUUCACACAGGGCCAAGCUUUCAUCACGCAAGUGUUUGAUCACUGGGCAGUGGUUCCGGGUGAUCCGUUGAACACCGACGUGGUGCUUCGUCCACUGGAACCGGCUCCGGUGAAUGACUUGGCUCGCGAGUUCAUGAUAAAGACUCGGCGUCGCAAGGGGCUGAGUGAAGAUGUGAACGUGAGCAAGUACUUUGACGAGCCAAUGCUUCGUGAAUUGGCGCGACACGAGAUCGAGCUACAGCACCUCAUCUGA